Molecule: messenger RNA, 2713 nt
Organism: Parus major (Great Tit)
Lineage: Eukaryota; Metazoa; Chordata; Aves; Passeriformes; Paridae
Gene: PCBP3
Product: poly(rC) binding protein 3
Exons: 18
Coding region: 365-1771 (468 amino acids)
Biological process (GO): regulation of RNA metabolic process; regulation of gene expression
Cellular component (GO): nucleus; cytoplasm
Molecular function (GO): mRNA binding
Source: RefSeq, a predicted model, not a curated record
GUCGGGGGGCCGGGCACAGCAGGGGGGUGGCGGGCAGGGCUGGGCUCUCACGCUCGGCUCCGGCCGCCACCGCCCCGGAGUCCGCCCUGCAGCUCCCCCGCCCUGCCCCAGCCGUCCCUCCGGCCGGCCGGCCGUCCGUCUGGACACAGGGAAGGAGCCAUCCAUCCAGCUGCAGCUCCACCCUCCCAGCGCUGCCAGAUGAGCCCCCACGUUGUUGUUGUUGUGCUGCACCUGCAACCCGCUCCAGAGAUCCUUCCCUGCCUCCUGCGCUGCUGACCACCAGCUCCACAGGGUCCCUGACCUGUCCCUGUGGGUCUUCCAACGGCUCGUGCCGUGGACUGCUGGGCUCCCCGCCACACUCAGCAUGCCCUUUUCUGGUGCAGCCAGACCCUCCCAGGAAUCACUCUGGAGCUUGAGGCCGUCCUGUAGGGAAAUGGAGUCCAAGGUCUCCGAAGGUGGCCUCAACGUUACCCUCACCAUCCGGCUGCUGAUGCACGGCAAGGAAGUUGGAAGCAUCAUUGGGAAGAAAGGAGAGACUGUGAAGAAGAUGCGUGAGGAGAGCGGAGCAAGGAUCAACAUCUCGGAGGGAAACUGUCCUGAGCGGAUUGUGACCAUAACUGGCCCCACUGAUGCCAUCUUCAAGGCUUUUGCCAUGAUUGCCUACAAAUUUGAGGAGGAUAUAACCAACUCCAUGAGCAACAGCACUGCUACCAGCAAACCUCCGGUGACACUGCGGCUGGUGGUGCCAGCAAGUCAGUGUGGCUCCCUCAUUGGCAAGGGGGGCUCCAAGAUCAAGGAAAUCCGAGAGUCCACAGGUGCUCAGGUCCAAGUGGCGGGGGACAUGCUGCCCAACUCCACGGAGCGGGCAGUGACAAUCUCGGGGACACCCGACGCAAUUAUCCAGUGUGUCAAACAGAUCUGUGUGGUGAUGCUGGAGUCCCCACCAAAAGGUGCCACCAUUCCCUACCGCCCAAAGCCCGCCUCCACCCCUGUCAUUUUUGCAGGUGGUCAGGUAAGAGCCGACCCGCUUGCAGCCUCCACUGCCAACCUCAGCCUUUUACUGCAGCACCAGCCGCUGCCCGCCUAUACAAUUCAGGGACAAUACGCUAUUCCACACCCGGAUCAGUUGACCAAGCUCCACCAGUUGGCUAUGCAGCAAACCCCCUUUACUCCCCUUGGACAGACCACCCCCGCUUUCCCUGGAGAAAAGCUGCCCUUACAUUCCUCCGAAGAAGCUCAAAAUCUGAUGGGCCAGUCAUCAGGUUUGGAUGCCAGUCCCCCGGCCAGUACUCAUGAACUCACCAUUCCCAAUGAUCUAAUAGGCUGCAUAAUCGGACGCCAAGGGACCAAAAUCAAUGAAAUUCGGCAGAUGUCGGGAGCGCAGAUCAAAAUCGCCAACGCCACAGAAGGAUCAUCGGAGCGCCAAAUUACCAUCACAGGAACCCCUGCAAACAUCAGCCUCGCGCAGUACCUCAUCAACGCCAGGCAGCAAGCUGUGUCCAGGCUGCUUGCUCAGACCUGUUUGCCCGUGCCUGCGGACGCAUGGAGAGCGAGUUUAAAGGGAUACAGGACCUUCCUGGUAGCUUUGUGCCUGCCUGGCAGAGCCACUCAGACGGGCCCAUCCGCCUGGGCAGGACCGAUGCCGUGCCAACCCGCCGCCAGCCCCGGAUGCACGCAGGAGGGAGGCUGCUGGCAGCGCCCUGAGGACCGCGGGGGGGCUGCUGGCGGCGACUCUGACACUUGUUGGGGUGUGGGCUGGGAGCACCGGUGAGGCUGACGUCUGAGGUCACUGGAAUGGGCGCACUCUAAUUUCCACCCACCAUCCUCCACUCCGCACCACCCGACCCUCUCCAGCCACCGGCACUCCACCCAGCCUGUACUGCCUGUACAUUUACCGUCUUUCCUUUGCCUCCACAGAUACUCUUUUCUUUACUAACAAAUACAUCUAUAUACAUAUAAACACACGCACGCAUAUGCACACUGGAAGGUUUCUUUACGAGCUCUUUGCUCUGUGCUCCCGAGGCUGCUCCCAAGCUCUUUGGUUAUGGUCCUUGUUUUCAGCAUUACAGUGUUAAUUCUUAAUCAGCUUUUUGGGGAUGAGGGAGGGGGGAGGGGGGCGCUGUUUUUUUCCUCUCACUGGCGAGACUGCAGGAGCUGGUGUGGUCUCUAGUCUAGCGUAGCUACCUACACGUUUGAGUUGACAUUGGCGGUACUUCCUGUAGCCUAAGGACAUACACGAUGCCACCCAGAGCUGUGCCUACUUCAGAUGACUUAACUUUUCCCACCCUCCUUCCUUUGGUGCUCCCCUUUGCUUGUCCUGGCUCACCUUCACCACCUCAUGCCCCUGCCCUCAGGGCAAGGGCAUACUGUUCACCCGUGUUAUUUGGGAAGCAGAAGCCAAGUGCGGUUCAACCCGCAGGCUUCUUUCUUGGAACAUGGCAUGGUCCAGACAAAUCCUUCCUCCUGCUAAACUAAGGGAAUCACACACACACAUACACAUAUACACACAAAUGCUCAUUUUUUUUUAAACUAAUGAGCACCUGGAAGUGGUAAGAACUCAGCUGUACAGGAUUCACACCCCCCAGGGGCCUUUGAAAGCACUCUUUUGGCAAUCCCCCAUGAGCAAAACCAUUGGACGAUAGCUCAGGAAGCUCUGUGAGCUGGCUGUGUUUGUCACUGUUUGUGUUCAAUAAAUGUCUGUGCAGCUCUGGUA